AUGGCCCCAGCUUCACGCCCCCUCUCACUAAUCCGCGCCGAAGACGCCUCGUCCAUGUUCACAUCUGUCCACAGUUUCCUUACAGACAUGUGGGGUUCGCACCGCGGUGCCGCUCCCAGUAUCCUUGUUGCGAGGAAUGUCGAUACUUCUACCGAGCUUCUCUUUAGCAAGAGUCCCUCUGGGCGAGCAUACAUAGUGUUUUGGGCUAUUGUUGCGUUCCAGCUGCUUCUGAUUAUCAGAGCAUGCAUCGGCCUCCGUAUAAUGAAGGAGCGAGAGAUCAGGGAGAUCCGUAAGAUUCGCCAGGAGAUUAGCGAAGCGUGGCAGAAGCCGAAAAUAUCCAAGGCUGAGGAUUAUAAGGUCAUCCGUAUUUCUGAUGCAAUAGACGAUACGAUCGUGAUAUUGACACUUCAGGAGACAUCUCCCGCGCCGCCGCCCUGUAUACUCAAAAAUUGA
Molecule: messenger RNA, 453 nt
Organism: Morchella importuna
Lineage: Eukaryota; Fungi; Ascomycota; Pezizomycetes; Pezizales; Morchellaceae
Exons: 2
Coding region: 1-453 (150 amino acids)
Source: RefSeq, a predicted model, not a curated record